This is a messenger RNA of Pisolithus orientalis, 1857 nucleotides long. RefSeq lists its product as uncharacterized. The transcript is spliced from 10 exons. The record is from RefSeq and is a predicted model, not a curated record. Lineage: Eukaryota; Fungi; Basidiomycota; Agaricomycetes; Boletales; Pisolithaceae. The coding region runs from base 1 to 1857 and encodes 618 amino acids.
AUGCUCAAACAUUCAGGACAAGGACACGAUCCUGCUGGUGUUUUGAAUACAAAAGAAGGCAAAUGUGCAGUGUUAUGUCCAGCAUGCCCUCAACCCAGGAAGAACAUGAUGGGGUCACCAGAAAGAGAUGUUGAUGCACUUUUUGUCACUCUUGACACCAACUUUUGCCUCAGACACCAUGCAGUCUCAAAUAAUGAGAACAAUCCAAGCCUCAGUCAGGGCUGGGCAUAUUUUGUGGAGGACACCAUGUUCAAGAGAUACUUAAGUGACCACUGGCAUGAUAUCCAAGAGAAAAGCAUGUGCUCAAAUCACAAUGCAGUGAAUAUGGCAGAUGCAAAGUCAAAGAAAGGUUGCAAUGUGACUGGCAUUGGCAUGGUUGUUUGCACCAGGUAUGGCAUGAGGCUCCCAAAUGGGAUAGUUGACCUACAAUAUGGUGAAAGAUAUGUGAAUAUGGACUAUGCAUUUGCAUCUGCACUACACCACUCAGAUGUGACUGUCCUCAAAGUUUCAUAUGACAUUGCCUGCCAGUGGCACAAGAAGUUAUAUCAGUGGAUGGACCAGAUGCCACCUUCUUUACAGUCAAACUUACAUGACUGGGCUGUUACAUUUCUCGUACCCAAGUUUCACCUUCCUGCCCACAUUGCCUCAUGCCAAUGGUCCUUCUCCUUCAAUUGGACCAAGGGUGUUGGUCAGACAGAUGGCAAAGAACCUGAGCAUGGAUGGGCAAACCUUAACCCCACUGCUUCAAGCAUGAAGACCAUGGGCCCUAGUCAUCGUCAAGACACACUGGAUGACUACUUUGGUGACUGGAACUGGAAAAAGCUUAUUGGACUGGGCGCUUCUCUUCUUAGGAAGGUAAAGGAGGCCAUCCCUGAGUGCAAUGAUCAUCAAUGUGACUUUGAAGAAUUAACAUGGUUGCUCAAGCUCAAGUUUCCUGAGCAACUCGCUCUAUGGAAGCAGCAGGUAGAGGACUGGGAAGCCAACUCAACCAAGCCUAAUCCAUUCGAAGUUAAGAACAAUGGUAUCACGCAAGCUAGAGGGAGUGAGCUCCUACUACAUCCAGAUGCAACCCCAAGUGUUCUCAUUGGCACUGGGAUUGACCUAGAGGAUCAGCAACAACAUCUGUGUGAUGCCACUGAGCUGGCAUUGUGUGUCAUGGAUAUGCACAAACUCAGGGUUCAACAACAAAGCAAUGCACUGGUGAGGCUAAUUGAGGCAUGGCAAAAACUUCAAGUCCUGUUUAUGCCUGGUGUAAGUGCCCUCUGGGAUGAGUGGCUGGAGUUUGCCAGUCAACCUCAUUCCCUGGAGGACGUCCCAUUGUUCCUCCCAUCACAAUGUAUCAAGCAUUACCCAUUCUUGCCCCCCUGGUUGGACAAGUUGGGUGGAGGGACAAGCUUCACCCACUUGCAGAUGAGGACAUUAGUGCACUCACAGAUGCUUACAACCUCUGGCCUGGAGAGGGAUGGUGCCAUGUUUCUUGGAUUUGGCAGUUAUACAGGUACAGUUAUCACACCACAGAGAAGGAAUCAGAUGAUGGUUUUCAGGAGGCCAUCCAUGUGGAGUGGUGCAAAGCAUGUGCAUGUGCACACUGCUGGGAAGAGGAGGUUGGGCUACUAUUUGAAGAAAAGCAAUGUACAUUACAGUUUCUUGAGUGGCAUGCAAAUUGGUGGAUGGGCCAUGCUAGUGCCAUUGCAACAGGUGACAAAGCUCUCUCCUAAUGGGUGUCAUGCAUAUGCUGAGUGUCAGGCAGAGCUUCAGCAUCAGCUCACAAGGUCAUUUGCUGAUAUGUGGAAGGACACACAGCAUUUCUUGGAUGUUGCCAAUGCUUAUAGUGUAUCUCCCUCUCCUAUGCUCUGA